AUGUGGCAAGAUAGCUUGCUUGACAAAACGCCAGCUGGAUCGGUAGAAUCAGAUCAGGCUGCCGUUUGUGCAAAGACAGAAGGCGAUCAAGUUCCCGGUGAAGAAGUAACGAAAACAACAACUAUGAUGAUACACAGAUUGAAGAUCACGACUAAGACGACGGGAGAUGAGUGCACAACAGGCAGUGAACCCCCUCCGUGGCAAUGGGAGAAUGUGGUUGGUGGCAGCGUCGGAGCUUGUGCCAUCGGAGGCGCAACAAAAAGAAAUGGAGGAAUCUGCACAAAGUUCGUGUGGGCCAUCAGAGGCGCAGCAAAAGGAACUGGAGCAAGCUGGUCAAGGAUCAAGUGUGCCAUCAGAGGCGCAACAAAAAGAAUUGGAGCGACGUGGAGAAGAAUCAAGUGUUUCAUCAGAGGCCCAACAAAAAGAAGCGCAACAACCUGGCCAAGGAUCAAGUCUGCCAUCAGAGGGCCAGCAAAAGGAGUCGCAGCUACCCGGCCAAGGAUCAAGCAUGCUGUCAGAGGCGCAGCAGGAAGGAACGGCCAGCAACCUGAUCAAGGAUUGAGUGUGCCAUCGGAGGCGCAACAAAAAGAAAAGGAGCAAUAUGCACAAAGUUCGUGUGGGCCAUCAGAGGCGCAGCAAAUGGAGCAAGCUGGUCAAGGAACAAGCGUGCCGUCAGAGGCGCAACAAAAAGAAUUGGAGCGACGUGGAGAAGAAUCAAGUGUUUCAUCAGAGGCCCAACCAAAAGAAGCGCAACAACCUGGCCAAGGAUCAAGUCUGCCAUCAGAGGGCCAGCAAAAAGAACUGCAGCUACCUGGCCAAGGAUCAAGCAUGCUGUCAGAGGCGCAGCAGAAAGAACUGGAGCAACCUGAUCAAGGAUUGAGUGUGCCAUCAGAGGCGCAACAAAAAGAACCGGCGCAUCCUGUGUCGGGGGUGCCAGAAGAGGCUGAGUUGAUCACCGAAGAACCAGAAAAGCCAAAACCUGAGCCAACGGACCCGUUAGCGGAACCCCUGUUGCCUGCAACAGAGCCAGAGGAUGCAAUAGAAACAAAGAUUCCCAUGGAUCUUGAUCAUACACAACCUAGUUCAUCAGAAAAACCGCAGGGGAAGUCAGAGUUCCCAAUUGAUAGCACACCACAGCCGUCUAAGGAGGCGGAUGUACCGCCUGCAGUUGAGCAGAAACAGAAACUGGAGUCGCAGUCGCAAUGGAUGCAGGAGAUGCAAACGAAAGAGGAAGAGAAAAAGGCCGCAUUGAUGCAACAACAGCAAGUGGAGUCACUGUUAGAAAGGACGGAGGAAGUACAGAAAAAGGAAGAUGAGAGAAUGAAGACAGAUAACUUGACUGAGCAAAGUAGAAUUAGAGAGGAGGGUUAUAGUAAUGCGACGAAGGAUUCUCAGAAACCAUCUCAGUUAUCAAAGACGGUCGAGGUCACCACCACUAGACAAGUGAUUCCUCAUGUACGAUUUUCCGUAACUGAUCUGUGUUUUCAUUGUCACUUAUGUGUUUCAUUUCAGAAGUUCCCAAUGCGGACACAGAUUGUCACAGAAAGGGAGAUAGUGGAAAGACGUGUUCUCGAAAGGAUAACAGUGGUACUUAUAUUAUGCUUUGCGGUUACAUUCAAAAAACGGUGCCUGAAUGUGUCUGUCCGAUGCUGCAGUAGUAGUCCAAUAAUUGCCAAUAGAAUAGUCUAA
Messenger RNA from Cooperia oncophora, 1689 nucleotides. Lineage: Eukaryota; Metazoa; Nematoda; Chromadorea; Rhabditida; Trichostrongylidae. The record is from the annotation of a GenBank genome assembly.